Girardinichthys multiradiatus is the source of this 2365-nucleotide messenger RNA. RefSeq names its product monocarboxylate transporter 7-like. The transcript is spliced from 6 exons. The record is from RefSeq and is a predicted model, not a curated record. Gene Ontology annotation, biological process: monocarboxylic acid transport; transmembrane transport. Gene Ontology annotation, molecular function: monocarboxylic acid transmembrane transporter activity. The coding region runs from base 1 to 1929 and encodes 642 amino acids. Lineage: Eukaryota; Metazoa; Chordata; Actinopteri; Cyprinodontiformes; Goodeidae.
AUGUGGGCCUGUGACACACACAGCACGCCUGUACUCGGGGUUCACGCGUGUCUGUGGAGGAAUGCCAGAGAUAACAUGUGGCUCUCACACAGUAGGACAGUGAAAACUGCUGAAGUUACUUUGACGAAAGAGGGAUUAAUUACGGCUGAAAGGAGCAACUCACAGGGCAUGGCUCUGUGUGGAGCUAAGAUAACCCAGUUCUUGGGGGCCAAUCUGUACUCAGAGGCUCCUGACGGAGGAUGGGGGUGGGUGAUCUCUGUGGCCUUUUUCCUGGUGGAGACUUUCACAUAUGGUAUCAUCAAGAGCUUUGGGAUCUUCCUCCAGGACAUGAUGGAGGAGUUUGGCGAGACCAACAGUCGGGUCUCGUGGAUCAUUUCCAUCUGUGUGUUUACUAUGACCUUCAAUGGUCCUCUCUCCUCAGUGAUGACUAACCGUUUUGGCUUCCAGUUUGUUGUUAUUAUUGGAGGAUUACUUAUUUCCACUGGAACCAUUGCAACCAGCUUUACUAGUUCACUCAAUCAGAUAUACAUCACCUAUGGCUUAGUUGCAGGUCUAGGCUACUGUCUGACUUUCCUGCCCACUGUCACCAUCCUUUCAAAGUACUUCAGCCGUCGGCGCUCACUGGUCAUUGCUUUGGCUUCUACUGGGGAGUCCUUUGCAAUGUUUGCCUUAGCACCAGCCUUUUCUGUUUUAAGAGACAAAAUUGGCUGGCGCCACACCAUGGCAGUGAUUGGAGCUCUGCAAAGUAUCAUCAUCAUCUGUGGUGCAUUGCUUCGGCCAAUUAUUAUUAAGCCCAGAGCGACGCAAAGUACAGAGAUGGACCCGUUUUCCCCAAAGGAGCUGGAAGCACUCAAGACACAAGAGAAUGCAGACUGUUUGGUUCUUGAGAACCUUGAGGUGAAGAACAGUGAGCUAAGCAGAGGGUAUGUGAGCACCGGUGACUCAGGUGUCCAGUCACUUAAAGACAGCAGCACACCAGAGCACAAUAUGUUACUGCACAAAGAAGCAAACUUAGAGACAGGUCCAAACUUUUUGGAAAAAGAUAAAGAACCAGAAAAAGAAAAACAAAACAAAGAUGAGGAGAAAUCAGUAGACAAGGAAGAAGGUGAUAAAAAGUUAUCUGCAGCAAACUCUAUACUCCUAGACUUCUCCAUCCUCAGAGAGUGCAGCUUCAUCCUCUACUCUCUGUUUGGACUGUUUGCCACUCUGGGCUUCUUCGCCCCUCCGCUCUACAUCAUUGAACUGAGUGUAAACCGCGGCGUGGAGCGAGAACAAGCCACCUACAUGCUCUCCAUCAUUGCUGUGGCUGAAAUCUUGGGACGAUUCUCCAUCGGAUGGGUCCUGUCCCGGGAGGUGUUCAGGACAAGAAAGCUUCUGGUGCUCCUGAUGUGCGUGAUCAUGAUGACUGUCGAUUUGGUGGGAUUUACUUUGGUAAGAGAGUUUUACGGUCUGGCUGUGUGUUGUGGUCUGUACGGGUUCUUCAUGGGAACCCUGGCAUGCACUCACAUCCCCAUGCUGGCCGAGGAAGAGGUGGUGGGCGUGGAGAGGAUGUCUUCAGCUGCUGGUGUCUAUGUGUUCAUUCAGAGCUUUGCUGGACUGGGUGGACCACCACUUGGAGGUAUGCUGGUGGAUGUAACUCAGAACUAUGGAGCAGCGUUCUACUCCUGUGCGGUGGGCAUGGGACUGGGUGCUGUAUUCCUGGGUUUGGUUAGACCUGCUAAAAAAGGACUACCCUGCAGGAGGAGAAACCUGCAACCCUCUGCAGUUAAACAUGAAAGGAACCCUGGCUACAAGGAAGAGAGCGGAGAGCUGGACCGGACAAUGCACAGGACUGCUCAGAGACAGAAGAUAGGCAGGACAUCAGUCAGGGAGGAGCCACUAGAGAAGUCAAGGAGAUUAGAACUCAUUGAGCUGGAAAUGCACAAAUGAAAUAACAAAUCCGUAAAUGUAUCAGGUGAAAAGCCAUGGAUGCAGUAAAGACAAGGACCAACAGUUCAGUGAGGGGAGUCAUACUAAAGUGUUAGAUCAAAAUAUGGAGUUGUGCCUUAAACGUGAUGUACCAUGCAGUAUUCUUAUGGCAAAUAUGAAAAUUUAUGUUUUUAUCUUUUAUCUGUGUAAGUUAUAGUGUAGUGUGAAUGAACAAUGACAUGAGUGUAACACAGAGCUGCAAACAAACGAUUCUAUUGCACUUGCUUUAGAAAGAAAAUCACAAACCUCAGGGGACAGUAACUAGUAAAUAUUUUUUUAAUCAAAUUCUUAACAAACUGAUAUUUUUUUAAUCAAAGGUAUGUCGAAAAUUGUCUUUUUGUAAUCAAACUGUGUUGUAUCACAAUAAAGCAAUGACCUGUGUUGAACUUCUCAUUUA